CUAUGUAUGCGAUUCAGAUCGGUGCCGGACUGCUGCCUCCGGUGCUCGUGGGUGUCAUUUCAUACGUCACGUACGUGCCUCAGAGAUUGGGCUGUGCAUCGGCAGUCCUGUUCUUUUUUCUUCUGUUCCUCAUUCUUAUGACCAUCUCGUUCUUCGACACCAUAUAUCACGCCUAUCUCGAUCCCGGAGUACUUUCCAUUACCGAUACUCAAUCCCUAGAAAAACAGACAACUCCUCCUGUCGAAAAGAUCCGAGGCCUCCCCAGAAAGAUCCAUGCAGCACCCACACUGGAGUCAUUCCACGAACAAGCAUUUUACGAAUGCGACGAGUCCGGCCAACCACUAUGGUGUCAGCGCUGCAAACACUGGAAGCCCAACCGUGCACACCAUUCCAGAAUGCUGGACAGAUGUCUACUGAAAUUCGACCAUUAUUGUCCUUGGGUGGGUGGCUACACGACAGCAACGAAUUUCAAGACUUUUCUGCUGUUCUCCGUUUACGCAGCCAUGUUUUCUCUGGUUACUGUUAUCUCCAUAACCAUACCCUGGAACCAUGGCGCUUUUGACGGACACGAUGUGACUGGACAUCUGGGCGCGACCGUAGGCCUUGGUAUCUUCUUUGUAUGUCUGGCGGGAGGGACAGGAUUGAGCGCUGUACUCUUGACCUCUGCAAAUCUCACUACCAUCGACAAUGCAGUCGGUAAAAAGAAAGUGUGGCGGUUGGCAGUAAGAAUCAACGACGGUAUGAUGGGAGAAGAAAAAGCCAUUGCAACAGCUUUCUCCGGCAUCAGAACCUUUACUACCCGAACACAUACAUAUGCUAUCGUGGAGACAUUUCCAGGCGCAAACCCUUACGACUCUGGAUUGUUACGGAAUUGGAAACAAGUCAUGGGGCCGAGGUGGUGGGGUUGGGGUUUGCCUUUCGACUUGCAGAAAGAUGACGGGCAGAGUAAGACGACGGAAAUUACUCCUGCCGUUGCUGCAGCACUUGAGGAAGCAGGCUUACAAGAUAUGGACGCGGUCAUGAAGGAGAGAUGGAGCGAGAUGCAAUCAAGACAACGUGGAUUUUGGCAAUUGUUGGCUGCUGCGGGAGCGCCGUUGAAGACUUUUGCUACUUGGAAUCAGGCUAGAAAGGGGGCAUCUGAUGUUUUGAUGAUCACUCUUUUUUCUUCUAUCUCUGAUCUUUCGGAUCUACGACCAAGACAGCGCGUGCCUCCUCGACUGGUU
This is a messenger RNA of Aureobasidium uvarum, 1223 nucleotides long. The record is from the annotation of a GenBank genome assembly. Lineage: Eukaryota; Fungi; Ascomycota; Dothideomycetes; Dothideales; Saccotheciaceae.